Messenger RNA from Neoarius graeffei (lesser salmon catfish), 1897 nucleotides. Its product is annotated as GTP-binding protein Rhes-like. Gene Ontology annotation, molecular function: GTP binding; GTPase activity. The transcript has a single exon. Lineage: Eukaryota; Metazoa; Chordata; Actinopteri; Siluriformes; Ariidae. The coding region runs from base 195 to 821 and encodes 208 amino acids. The record is from RefSeq and is a predicted model, not a curated record.
UUUUACUCAUAAAAACAAGUCAUAAAAAUAAGAGUGCAGAGGAGCUUGAAGAUAAGCUGCUGUGCUGAAAGUAAAGAAUCUCAGAAAGCUGAAGAAGAAGAAAAAGUGGAGCCUGAAACGUGAAGAAAGCUAGAAAGAAACCUCAAGAACAGAACUCAAGAACCUCAAGCAGCUGCAGAUCUGCUUCCUAGACCAUGUCUCUGGAUGUGAAGGAGAAGACCCAGGUGCGUCUGGUGUUCAUGGGAGCAGCCGGCGUAGGCAAGACUUCGCUGAUCCGCCGCUUCCUGAAUAACACGUUUGAGACGAAGCACAGGCGCACGGUGGAGGAGCUGCACUGCAAAGACUACAAGUUCUCAGGCAUCAAGGUGAGCGUGGAGAUCCUGGACACGAGUGGCAGCUACUCGUUCCCUGCCAUGCGCAAGCUCUCCAUCCGCAAUGGCAAUGCCUUUGCACUCGUCUACUCCAUCGAUGAUGCAGAGUCUCUCGAGACAGUCAAGAAUCUGCGUGAUGAGAUCCUGGAGAUCAAGCAGGACAAGUUUACGCCCAUCGUGGUGGUCGGCAACAAGAGCGACCGUGACGAGUACAGGCAGGUGAGCUUCGAAGAUGUCCUGGCUGCAGUGGAGUUGGACUGGAACAACAACUUCCUGGAGGCAUCAGCGAAGGAGAAUGAGCAUAUCGUGGAGUUGUUCACUGAACUUCUCCAGCAAACUAACCUGCCCAGGCAGCUGAGUCCAGCACUGAGACAACGCCGGGAGACAUAUCCGAAAAACACAGGUUUCAGGCCUCCUAUGAAAAAAACCAACAGUUGCACAGUGUCCUAACCUCAGACAUCAAACAUGCUGAAGACGUUUCUCCAGGAAGGAACAUCUGCAAGAUGGAUGACGCAUCCAUACCCCUCUCUCUAUCUCUCUGUUUGAGAACAUUGAGAUCUUCUCUGCUUCGUUCUGUCAUGCAAGAGAGAAAAAUGAAUAGAGGAAAGACUGCAGCACCCAGAAUCCCUCUCUGCUUCCUGUCUGCAGGUCAGAGAGAACCUGAAGGAGAAAAAAAUACAGAAUAAAUCUCUAAAUGAACAUAAAGAAUGUAAAGACAAAGAACUGACAAAGACUCUGAAAUGUUUGUGUUGCUCCAGAAAAGACCUUCAAUCAAUGUGUUCAUAAUAGUUUGCAUUUUAUUAGUGUUGCUUGUAACAAAGCCACGCCCACCACAUUGUGAACAUUAACUUGCAUUUUUUUAAAAAGCAAUUACACACCAUGAUGACAAGCUGUUUGGGUUCUCGAUACAUAGCCAAGGGUUCCGACAAUCACCUCAUGUUCGUUUAAAGGCUUUAUGACAGAGUUAGAAGCCGAACUGCUUGGUCAUGUGAUUUGACUUGGUCAUGACUAAAAACUCAUUUCAGGAAUAAAUUUCUCAUGAAUUCAUAAAUAAAAAGAAAUGUGACGGUACAAAUGAAUCUAAUGUGCUUAUUAAUGCAGUCAUAAUAAUAGGAAAGGGGUACCCUGGCUGCAAAAGUUUUGGCACCCUGAGGUGCCAAAACCUAUCCACUUAUAAACCUGGGAACUCAUUGCAAUUGUGGUUUUUUUCCCCCCAUAUUAUGUGUUUUAUAUUCAGAACCCGUGCAUUAACUGAUGUUUAAAGAAACAUUAUCUGUAAAUAAUUAGCAUUUACAUGAAUAGAGAUAGAAAUAUAAAAGAACAGACCCUGUGUCGUUCACUGAUUGAUGAAUUUGUUGUUUUGAAUUUGGUCACAUGCAAUUUUGUCAAGUAUUUUUUUAAGUGUGUAAAAUGUUUGCUUUUUUUUUUUUUUACAUGUAUGUAGAAAAUGUGUUUCAGAGAUGAAAUAAACUCCUGAAAGUGCUUUCAUUUUCUUUUUAAAGGAUUGUACUGUUUCUGAAAUCGUG